Salvia hispanica is the source of this 1350-nucleotide messenger RNA. RefSeq names its product NDR1/HIN1-like protein 12. Gene Ontology annotation, biological process: defense response to other organism. Gene Ontology annotation, cellular component: plasma membrane. Lineage: Eukaryota; Viridiplantae; Streptophyta; Magnoliopsida; Lamiales; Lamiaceae. The record is from RefSeq and is a predicted model, not a curated record.
UCUGCCAUCUAGCUACUGCUUGAACCUACCAUCAGAGAUUCGUAGCACCUUCAUCUGUCAAUUUAUUUCAUGCUUUUUUGCCAAUACUACCCACCACUCUCGGUGGGUGGAAUUAUGCAUCUUCCUUUCACUGCGAAGAUGAAAUUGCAGCCACUGAAUAUUAAAUUGCUAGAGGAAGCUCAGGCAUAAGGUGUUCAGAUGGUUCAUUGAAACAAAACUCUUGUGCAUAAGAGCAGAUAUUGUUGUCCCAAAAUGUUAGGUUACUUGAUAUUUAUCUAUCAGUUGCUUGAUUUACUCGUAUCACAUGAAACCAAUAUACUGCUUUCUUGUUUCUUACACACCGGAAAUUGUAUUUUCCUUGUGUAAUACCAUAAAUCCUCUUUAUUCCUGGGCAGCUAGAAUCAUCUUUGCUGAUGGUUUGAGACUCUUGCUGUGAUUCUCACCACAGCCUGGCCUCUCUUUUUUCUUGAUUUUGUUUUAUCAAUUCCAUCCACUACCAUGUCUGAAAUUGAAAUCUCACCGAGUCAGUCCUUCCACGUUGGGCUGAGCUUUAACUGCUGGAGGUCGAGCCAUGGCGGUGCCCCACAUGGGUCUGUUCCCUUUCCCUACUGUUCCCAAUCUCAGAUCUUCCUGCUAUGGUUCUGCAAAGAGUCAUGAAAGUGAAGGUGGCGUCGUAAUCUUCAUUGGGUACGCGACACUCCGGCCGAAGGUGCCCCAAGUGAGCGUCACAAGAGCCCAAAUGGACACCAUAUACUUCGACCAGUCUACCUUGAUGAUGCUGCACGCAACCAUUGUGAUCAAAGCAGAGAACGACAACACAAGGGCUCGUGCGAGGUUCUACGACAUGUCCUACACCCUCAGCUUCCGCAGCCAGAAGAUAGCCAUCUUGAUGGCCGACCCCUUCGACGUCAGUCCCAACAGGUCUCUGGAGCUCAACUUUGUCGUCCCGUCCCAGUCUAUACCUCUGAAUCCAGAAGAAGUCGAGGCCAUCAACUGGUCGUUGAACCGGAAUGUGGUUGAUCUCGAUCUCAGAGGGAUGUCGAGGACGCGAUGGAAGGUUUGGCUCAUCGGGUCCAUUAAAUACGUGCUGCGUUUGGAUUGCCGGCUCCAUUUGCCCGUUGAUCAAACCACCAUAUAUCCACAUUGUGUUUCCAGGAAAUAAAAAAAAAAGGGGCCAUCUUUCCUUUUUUUCAUUUUAGGAUCUCCUACUCUCAGGAUUUUUGUUGAUAAUAAUCCAUUAUCUUUUCCUAGAAUUAUAAUUUUGAUGUGCCAGAAUAUGUAAAAGUUGGAAAUCACUUUCUUUGAGCUUUGUUUGAUGAAUUCAAAUGAAUUGUCCGAAUUAUUAUAUUA